GAAGAAAAUAAGGAGCUCCCAAUUGUGCUGAAUACAAUCAUCGCGGGCAGGUACUAUAUAACGGAGUAUCUUGGUUCAGCUGCCUUCAGUAGGGUUGUCCAGGCUCACGAUCUUCAUACGGGAAUAGAUGUUUGCUUGAAGAUUAUUAAAAAUGACAAAGACUUCUUUGAUCAAAGCUUAGAUGAAAUCAAGCUUCUGAAACUUGUGAAUAAGCAUGAUCCAGCAGAUCAACGCCACAUAUUGCGUCUUUACGAUUAUUUCUACCAUCAGGAACAUUUGUUCAUUGUAACCGAGCUUCUCCGAGCAAACUUAUAUGAAUUUCAAAAAUUCAACCAAGAAUCUGGAGGAGAAGCAUAUUUUACAUUGAAUAGGCUACAGCUCAUUACUCGUCAGGUUUUGGAGGCGUUGCACUACUUGCAUAACUUGGGAAUCAUUCACUGUGACCUGAAGCCAGAAAAUGUUCUAAUAAAAAGUUACAAAAGAUGUGAGAUAAAGGUUAUUGAUCUUGGAAGCAGUUGCUUUCAAUCCGACAAUCUAUGCCUAUAUGUACAAUCCCGAUCCUAUAGAGCUCCUGAAGUUAUGUUAGGCCUUCAAUAUGACGAAAAAAUCGACAUAUGGUCUCUCGGAUGCAUCUUGGCUGAGCUAUGCUCUGGUGCUCUUUCCAAACGAUGGAGUUGUGAUGAUUCUAGCGCGUAUGAUUGGAAUGCUUGGUCCUAUUGAUCUAGAGCUGUUGGUUAAAGGGCAAGAUACACACAAGUACUUCACCAAAGAAUAUGAUAUUUAUUAUGUAAAUGAGGAGACUGAUCAAUUGGAGUACAUAAUUCCAGAGGAAUCAUCAUUGGAGCAGCACCUACAAGUUUCUGAUACAAUGUUUAUAGACUUUGUAAGAUACUUGCUUAGCAUCAACCCUAAAAGAAGACCUACUGCUAGACAAGCACUAAAGCAUCCGUGGCUUUCCCAUGUUUACAAGUCCAAAUAGUACGAGUUAUUUUUAUCUUCUAUUUUUUUUUUUCUCCCUGCAUAUAGGAAAGCUUGCAAUCACAUUUUUGGUUUGUUUGUAAGCAACAAGAAGAAAAUUCACUUUCUCAAGAUGUAUAUGUUUUGUUUUUGUUCCUUGUUGUAACAGUUUGUUCUUGUACAGAACUUGUGUCCAUUGUUUUUUGCCUUCCAUGGAUGGGGAGGUUUGAGAAUUUUACUAAAAUAACAUUUUUGUUUUACCUUUA
Arachis ipaensis is the source of this 1223-nucleotide messenger RNA. The record is from RefSeq and is a predicted model, not a curated record. NCBI's taxonomy places the organism in Eukaryota, Viridiplantae, Streptophyta, Magnoliopsida, Fabales, Fabaceae.